This is a messenger RNA of Striga hermonthica, 1279 nucleotides long. Lineage: Eukaryota; Viridiplantae; Streptophyta; Magnoliopsida; Lamiales; Orobanchaceae. The record is from the annotation of a GenBank genome assembly.
GUCACCCCCCAACCCACACACUCAAGAGACUGGCCAUGUGUACGUGGAAACGGAUUCCCCGCUGUCUCCCGAGUUGACUUUAGAGCCACUACCCAGAAAAAUCAAAGUCUCACAAAUCGACCUCUAUGACGGAACGUCGGAUCCCGACGCCCAUUUCGGCCACUAUAUCUCGUGGAUGGACCUGCACGGGGCCACUGACGCUCUCAGGUGCCGCAUGUUCUCCCUAACUCUGGGGCCAAAAGCCCAGAAAUGGUAUUAUUCGUUACCGACACAGUCCAUCCGACGUUGGGGCCAACUCAGGUCGACCUUCCACUCCCACUUCAUUGGAGCACAGGUCUACCUAAUUCCAAAAGAGUCAAUAACCAACAUCGUCCAAAAGGACGACAAAAGCUUGAAAGAGUACGUCGCACGCUUCAACGAACGCGUACAUAACAUAGAACCGUGCCAUCCUGAAACUCUCCUCUUGAGUGCCAUCUCCGGGCUGAAAUCCAAGUCGAUGUUCAGGUGGGCACUUUGCCAAAACAAGCCCAGCACGUUUCAGGAAUUCUUAAUCCGAGCGCAGAACCACGUGAUUGCCGAAGAAAGCAUGUCGGUCCCUGACCUCACAUUCACCUCCCAGGGACAGAAGCCGACGUCGGAGAAGAAGAAAAAGUCCUUUGGCAACUCAUCCAAAAAGACCCCCUCUGCGGACCCGAGGUGGGGAGAUCCGAACUAUCCCGAGGUGCGAGCAGCUCGGAAACAAUAUCGAGAAGAUUUGAAGGCAGGAUACCGAUCCAUUUACUCGGUCGGGGCAGCUGCCAUUUACGAAGAAAUAAAGAGAAAGGGAAUCAUCCGAGACGCCCGACCAGUGAAAACCUGGAGAACCAACUCGACAAAGCCAGAUACUGUGAUUAUCACCGGUCGCUGGGCCAUAACACGGACGAGUCAGGUGAUGACCUCGGACCUCAGAGAGACGAUCAACGCCCGCACCUGCCCCAUCACCUUCACGUUGGAAGACGCAAACCUGUUCGACCAUUCGCAUUCAGACGCGCUCAUAAUUACAGCCCCCAUCUGCGGCAUCCCUGUUCACCGGAUCAUGGUGGAUACUGGGGCCUACACGAGCAUACUCAUGCUCAAAGCGUUCAACAAGCUCAGAAUCGACCCAUCCGAAGUCCGUCCCUGCAACGACCGCGUUCACGGCUUCAAUGGAAGCAUAACACUCCCAUUGGGAGAAAUAUCUCUUCCCAUCGGAUUUGGGGGACACGGACAGACGUCCAAAGUCAUUAUGGAGACCUUCAAA